GGGACAUCCCAGGGACUAUAGUCCUCAGAGACACGGCCGAGCCGGUUCCUGUUGGAGGGCUCACUCCUAGCAAGACAGUAGAGCAAACUAUCUCUGAUCUCACAGUGGAGUUAGUACAGUAUGCGGCGGCUGAUCUACCCGAGCUCCGUCACAGAGUCAGUGCAUUACAAUAUAUACGAGCAGCCUGUGAUAUAAUAGAGUUCCUAGACGGUGCCGAGUGGGAUGAGGAUCGGAUCCUGCAACUCUUGGGGGAUGCAGAUGAGGCCAGAAGGAUACCACCGGACGAAGUUUGA
Perkinsus marinus ATCC 50983 is the source of this 293-nucleotide messenger RNA. RefSeq lists its product as hypothetical. The transcript has 2 exons. The annotation marks the transcript as partial. The record is from RefSeq and is a predicted model, not a curated record. Lineage: Eukaryota; Perkinsozoa; Perkinsida; Perkinsidae.